This is a messenger RNA of Vanderwaltozyma polyspora DSM 70294, 3237 nucleotides long. RefSeq names its product Nut1p (gene NUT1). The coding region runs from base 1 to 3237 and encodes 1078 amino acids. The record is from RefSeq and is a predicted model, not a curated record. The transcript has a single exon. Lineage: Eukaryota; Fungi; Ascomycota; Saccharomycetes; Saccharomycetales; Saccharomycetaceae. Gene Ontology annotation, cellular component: mediator complex. Gene Ontology annotation, molecular function: transcription coregulator activity. Gene Ontology annotation, biological process: regulation of transcription by RNA polymerase II.
AUGUCGUCUGAGACAGUUUACAAUUUGCUGUUGAAUUGUGCGGAGAGACAGAUCUUAGCAUCUGAUUUCUUAAAUUUGUAUAACGAAUUUUACAAUGAGAAAUUUGCAACAAAGAUUGAGAAUGAAAAUAAUGAAGAGAACCAGUCCAAGGUUGUUGAGAUUUCUGAAUCUAUUUCCUCUGAUGUGAUAAAGUUAUUGAAUUCAGGAAACCGGUUGCUAUUGGCAGACUACGUUGUUCAAUUACUGUUUGUUAAUUAUAAUUCUGAUUUGGUGCAAGCAUUAUUGCCAAAACUAUAUUCUGUUAGCAAUGAGUUCAUGUUAGUUCAUUUUUUCUCAAAAUCAUGUUCAUACUUUGCAAAAUUAUCAGAUAAAUUGAUUGUAGACCAAUUGGUUAAAGAUAUCUCUCGUUCAAUUAUACCUGGUGUAUUCGCAAUGGAUAUCAAUAUCAUGACAAAUGAAUUAGUGAUUUCAGUUUCCAAGUUUUUACAAUUGAUAUUGAAUUUUUUACCAAAACCAAUUGUUUUAGCCUCUGAAACAGAUAAGGAUCAUCUGUAUUUAUUAAUAAGAAGAUUGUCACAGAUUAAUAAGUUAAUUCAUCGAAAAUUCUCACAAACUUUAGAGUCCAAAAUGAUAUUCAAGGACUCUAAGCCAUUAUUUGCAACCACUGCAACCACUCCUUUUAUAAAUUCGCCUUCAAUAAGCUCACCUCAGUUCAUCCCAAGCCCUAUGGUCCCUUCAAAACAGGGACCUUCAGCUGAAGCUUCAAUGAAAUACAAAGAUAUGAAAUUAUUACGUUAUUACAAAAAUGUUUGGCUGAACAAUAAAAUAUUUAACUGGGAAUGUACUAAUCCGGAUUUUUUAUCAACUUUUUCUUCAAUUGUUACAGGCUUAUUUCAAUUCCAAACCUCUUCAAGAUUGACAACCGAUGAACUACUUACUGAUCUUAUAGAAACAUCAUUUACUUGUUUUGCUCAAUUUGUAAGUAAUAGCCAAUACCAUCAAACUAAUGCAACUUUCAAUUUAUUAGAAAAAUUAUGGAUAAUUUACAUCUCUAAACAACUACCCCUUCUGAUAUUAGAAAAUUCAACAGGUAAUCCAACUGUAGUAACAAGGGCAUUGGAAAGGAUGGACGACAAAAUCAUUAAAGCGAUUAAAUCUUAUUACGCAGAAAAAAAUGACCAGAGAAAUAGAAAUGAAGAUUUAUUUGAUGAUUCACCUUCUUCAGGUUUAGAUAUCAGACACGAUUUUAUUAAAAGCUUAGUAAUGCUAGGUUUACAACCUCCUUCGCUGAUUAACGACUAUUUAAGGGAAGAUCAAAGCCUGGAUCCAAGGACAUUGACCUCAUCUGAUGCUCUAGUUAUUACUAAUAUUCAAGGAGUCUUAGAAGUUAUUAGAGAUGUUAACACCUUUGUGCUACAAACAUUAGAUUCCAUGGAAUUAGAGAAUAUAAAUAAUUCAUCUGAUGUUACUAAUAAUGGUUUAAAACAAGUAUUCAUUAAUUUUGAAACAGUUUCACCAACUAAACAAAGGGAAAUCUCAAAUGCGAUUGUGUCGGUAAUAAAAGAUUCUGUGGAUCAAUUAAACUUCCAAAGACUUUCAAAGAUAUGUGCUCUGCUUUGCUAUAAUUUUGGCCAUUCAUUAACAACUAUUAUGUUAUUUGUUAAGCCAACUACUAUUUUAGAGCUUUUAAUGAAAUUCACUGAUAUAUCUUGGGAUCAGUUUGUCGUAUCUAAGUCAUCAUCUAUGGAGACAGACUAUGAAUUGACCUCUAGUUAUUUAGCUUUUGGCUGGGUCACAUUGCUUUUAACCACAAUUUCUAAAUCUUACGAAAUAUCAUUGGUAGAUAUUGCUCUAAAUUCAUCAUUUCUUGUCUCCAAAGAUUCAUUUGCAAUUCAAGCAGUUUCGAAAAUAUAUGAUAUCCCUGACAGUUUUACAUUAUCCAAAGGUGGGAAAACUGAUAAUGACGAAGAUUCUCAAGAAAUGCGUAAAUGGUUUCAAGAUCUGUUUGUCAAUGGCUCCUUAUCAGACUCUCUAAUUCAAAAUGUCGAUGUUAAAAAAUUGAUUGAUUUAGUCCCAUAUAUAUUUAAACAAGUGAUGUUAGGAAUUGAAAACGGUGUUAUAACCGAUAUGUCACGAGUAAUCAAUGGGUUUGAAUAUUUCUUACAACCAUCAAUGAUUAUUGGUCUAAUUAGAAUAGUUUACUGGUUGGAAGAUUAUUUGGAAAGUUUAAAAGCCAAUGGUAUAGCCGACGACAUAAUACAAAAGAUCCUAUCAGUAGUCAAUUCCUUAUUAGCAGAAGUGUCACUUAAUAGUGAUUCAAGAGCAUACCACGAAUCGGUGUUAAGAUUAAACGCACCUAACCUGCUAAAGGCAGUGCGUUCAUUUAGAAUACAAACUCAGCAGAAUUAUGGUAUCUAUUCCUCAGAAGCUCAGGGACCACCUGUUGUUGAAAGCUUAAUUUCCAAGCUUGUCCUUGUUAUGAACAUUUCUCCGGUUUAUAACAUUGACCCUAGAGUAUCAGUUUCUGAUAAUUCAUACUCUCAGAAACAAUUUGGUUACCGAAAUUUUUUGAUUUUAAGUGAACAACCUUUAGAUAAAAUACUUUCAAAUCAAAUAAACUCCUUUUGGAGUUUGCAUAGUAGUACCUACUAUAAUAUCGAUUAUCUAAAAAAGCUAAUCGAUAUCAUUACUCCAAAGAAAUUUUUCAUUGAUGUAAUGAAAACUUUAGAUUAUAAAUUAUCUGCUUACGGUGUUCCAAAUGUUCGUAAUAAAAUCAGAGAUGUUGACGCAGAACAUGUUAUAGAUUAUUUAUUUUAUUUCAUGGUUUUACAUGAUGUAAAUUCACAGCAAGAAGCAUCCGAAAUGAUUAUGUGGAUGGACAAGACCUUAAAAGAUGCUGAUAACUCCGCAGAAACAUCAACUAGUAAGACUAAGAUACCAAACAAAGCAGAACAACAAUCUUUACCUGAUGACGAUUUUGAUAUGUUGUUCGGUGAAAAUGAAACUAGUAUGCAGGGAACUGAUGAAGAAGAUGCAAUGAUCGUUGAUAUUGAAACAUGCCAAAAUUUAAAUAACAUAGCAGUUCUAAAGAAGAAUAGCUUUGCAACCGUACUACAAGACACUAAAUAUUUACUUGAUGCCGGUCUAGUUUCAGGUGACAUCACAAAAGAAGAAUAUGAAAAAGGUUGUAAAUAUCAUCAAAAAUACUUGGGAUUACUGCGAACUUGUGCCUUCUAA